This is a messenger RNA of Stegodyphus dumicola, 3476 nucleotides long. RefSeq names its product protein tyrosine phosphatase domain-containing protein 1-like. Gene Ontology annotation, biological process: protein dephosphorylation; cilium assembly. NCBI's taxonomy places the organism in Eukaryota, Metazoa, Arthropoda, Arachnida, Araneae, Eresidae. The record is from RefSeq and is a predicted model, not a curated record. Gene Ontology annotation, molecular function: protein tyrosine phosphatase activity.
CCCAAACCUAUCAGCUCAAUUAUAUUGUGUAAUAUCGUGCUAGGCGUCAAAGUGUUAAUAAAUUGAAGAUAUCUUCCAAAACAAGAUUCUUUUUAUCUAUGUUUUCAACUGGUGUUUUUGAAAGUAACAUAUGUAAGUUUUUUUUAGGAUGCAUGAUGGCAUCUGAAUUGGAAGCUGCCUUACCACCUAUUACCAAUGUAGGUCGUCAACCUGUAAAUUAUGGCCAUCCUCCGUCGGCAAGAUAUGGGAAACUGUCGGAGAAAAUUCGGAGAACAGCUCCAAGCGAGUUCCAAUGUUCAGUUUUCUGCGGUGGAAAAAAAUGCAAAUAUGAUAGUGCCAACUGGCAUAAAGAGGACAUGGCAAUUAACGGAAUCUACUCACACUGGAUCACUAAUGAUAUUCUGGCAAUGGCAAGACCCAACACAGAGACUAUUGAAAAAUAUAAUGUGAUUCAGCAGUUCCGUGACAAAGGAAUUUCAUCUAUUAUAAAUCUUCAAAUGCCUGGUGAGCAUUCAUCCUGUGGUAACACCUUAGAUGCUUCAGGAUUUUCAUACAACCCUCAGCUUUUCAUGGAUAAUGAUAUUUUCUUCUAUAACUUCAGAUGGAAGGACUACGGAACUGUAUCUGAAACGAUGGUCUUAGACAUGGUUAAAGUCAUGGCAUUUGCUCUUAGCGAAGGAAAGGUUGCAGUCCAUUGUCAUGCAGGACUUGGACGAACAGGUGUACUAAUAGCUUGUUACUUAGUAUAUUCUUUGCGAUGUAAGCCAAAUGAUGCUAUACGGUAUAUAAGGAUCAAAAGGCCUUGUGCAAUUCAAACGAGGAGCCAAAUUACCUGUGUUCAACAGUUUGCUCAAUUUAUCCUACCCCUUUUUACAGUCUUUACAAAUGUAAUUUCUAAAGGAACACCGUUCACAUUAAAUCAGCAUUUGGCCCGCCAAAAGAGAAUUUUGCACGGACUUGAAGCCAGGCAACUUAAAUUUAUUCCUAAAAUCUUGUACAUUAUAUGUGAACGUCUGUUGCAUCUUGCAAAUUGUAAUAUGCUGUCACCAAUUCUUCAACAAAUAUGCUAUGAUAUGGACAGCCCAAUCAGUUUUUGCAAUUACUUUUUAUCAGCUACGCUGAGCGAUGACAGUCAUUGGAGACCAUCUUCCAGUCUCACAAUGAUGGACUUAGACUGCUCAUCAGGUGAUACUUCCGUUACAUCUCCAGAUGGAAGUCAAGAACUUAAGAAUGCGGAUUUAACAAAACGGACAGGACCGCCAAGCAGGGGUGCCGCUUAUUAUUUGGACACCUGCGAUUCAAGAUGUGACCAAAGCUCUGCAGAUUAUGCUUCGACACCCGAUCUUCAAAACCGUUUGCCUCCCGAUGGAAGGAGUACAGGAAGUUUGUCGGCAGAAAGAAGAAUGUAUCAAGAUGAAUAUCUCGACGAUUAUAAUGACUACGGAGAUGAUGAUUUUGAAACAAGUGAUGAAAGUAUAGAUUCUAUGUUAAUGGAAGGACAUUCAGGCUUGUAUCUGGCGAAUAACACUUGCUAUCAAGAACUGAAUAAUCACUUGGAACUAAGUUCCAAUGAUGGAUCAAGUACAAAUGAUGGCGACACAGUGCUAAUGGAAGACCGUGUUGCCCCCACAGAUGUUGUGAAAGCUUUAUUAAGCGAUCAUCUUUUGCAAGGGAAUGAUUUCCAAAAUAAGCUGAAACAAUUUCAGAAAGAACUAAAUAACCGAUCAUCUGCGUGGGAACGUUUAAAGAGAGAAAAGGAUAUUAUGUUCUUGACUGCUUUAAUGUGGAGCUGGAUUGAACAUUUGAAGGAACCAAUAUUAUCAAAACAUGAUCUUACCUACAUUGUCAUUAGAGCAGAGAAGCCAGUAGAUGCUUUAGUUCGACUAGAUAAAGGCACUCGAUAUACAACAGAGUACCUAAUCCGGUUCAUAGCCCGUUUGGUGCCAAAUUCGAGCAACAUAGUUGAUGAUUUGUUAAGAAGGCUUGUAGCUUCAUUAACACAUCAAUGUCUUGGAAUUAAAGGAGCUUUGUGUCCUGCUGGAGCAAAAUGGCCUAAGAUGCGAGAAGGAACGUGCAGGCACUUGAUGAUGUUUGUUCAUGGGCUUUAUGAUGUAGUGACCGGUUUACAUAACAAGUCUGAUGAUACAUCUAAGGAAGACAAUCAUCCCAGUAGUGCAAGGUCAAGCGGUAACAUGAAUACUAACAAAUUUAGUCGAGUUGCUGGAAGAGCGUACUUAGGAUUGAACUUGAUGGUUAAAGCUAUUGGUAAACCAACUAAUCAUUGACAUUUUCAUAUAAUGUGAUGAAACAGCUCAACUAUACUGCAUGCUUGUAAUGGGUAUUGCAUUAUGCUUCCUGGGUCUACUGAUAAGAAAUUACAUAUAGUGUGGUUUCAUUGACACAUAUGUAAUGUGUGUGUAAAUGAAUGAAUGAUCUGUAACGCAACAGUGGUAUAGGUAGUUGCAUUGAUGAAAAUGAAAUAUGCUUCCAAUGAGAGACUGUUAGCGAAAGAAAUGAAAGUGUUAUCUGUCUAAAACAGCACUCAAUGAAGAUUGCUUCUUAUUAUGUAAUUUUCACUCCAAACAAAUAUUAGUACAAAUCUUUUAACACACACGGUUUCUUCUCUGUUUAUCUGUGUACCGAACAAUACAGAGAUAAAAAGAGAAUUAUAGAUAUAUAUAUAUAUAAACAUACUUAUAACAGUUUUAAGUUUUGCUUUAGAAUUUAAUACCUUUUUUUUUUCUUUUUUUUUUUUUUUUUUUUUUUUUUUUUUUUUUCAAUUUUAGGGCUAUAUUGGCCUUAUGUUUAUUACUUCCAUCACGGUAUUUAAUUUAGCUCGCCUUAGGCUGAUUUUCAGUGAAAGAGAAUUCUUUCCCUUUCUAAAAACUUAACACAAUAUGUCAGCACUUCAUUAAGCAAAUAUUUUUCUAACUUAUUUUUUAAUACUUUUUUUCACUUCAUCAUGAAUGUUAACUAGGCUUCCAUGCUGUAAUUUAUGCCAUUAUACUUACUAGCUAUAUUCUAAGGAAAUCCAAAGAGGGAAUUUUUUUAAAUAUAGAAAUAUAUUAAGAAGAAGUGAAUAUGGAUGUUCCAAUAUUUUAUAAAAUGUAGAUAUGUCAAUCUAAAUUUUCUUUAUUCUAAACAUCAGAAUAAAAAUCCUUAUAAGAGCAUGAAACUAAUUUUAUGAGCAUAAAAGUUUCAAGUUCUAUACAAAAUAGUUUUAAUAAUAAAGCUAUAAAUAAUGAGGUAGACUAUUUUCUUCGAGAUUAUUAUUUUAAACAUAUUUUAAGCCGAUGUAAUGGAAAUUUGAAUCAAAGUAUUGUUUGAAACUUGUAAAUGUAUGCUUUAAAUAAUUUUCUCAGGUAUUUAAAUCUUCCUCUAAUCUUCUAAUUCACAAUUUUCAUUUUAUGUCUGCACAUUUAAUACUGUACAUAAGUGCCUUUAUUAGCUUCAAUAAAAAUUUAAUAUGUUUUUGA